Molecule: messenger RNA, 318 nt
Organism: Phytophthora nicotianae INRA-310
Lineage: Eukaryota; Oomycota; Peronosporomycetes; Peronosporales; Peronosporaceae
Exons: 1
Coding region: 1-318 (105 amino acids)
Source: RefSeq, a predicted model, not a curated record
AUGUUGCGACUUUUGGCGUGUUUCGUAGUCUUCAUCGUCUAUGGAUCUGCUGUUGCCUUCUCCAUUGAUAUCAAUGGCUGGUAUCCAUGCACUUUAACAGAAGAAUCUUCUGAGCCACUCCUUAAUGACAUCAGCUUCGAAUGUGCCACAAUUGAGGCGCCACUUUGCCAUUCUGGAAUCUGCAACAGUUCGAAAACCAUCGAUCUCUUUGUCAAGCGAAAACUAGCGCCAACAAAGUCAAACCAAAAGUCGAAUGCUCACAAAAGCGUGUGGUUCUUGGCUGGUGGACCUGGAGCAUCAUCUGCUGAUAGUACGUAA